GCUUUCCGGGGACCGCUCGGCGGCGGCCCGCGAUGUGGGGCCUCCGGGGGCUCCCUCUGCUCCUCCUCCUCCUCCUGCCGUUGGCCAACGGCAACGAGAGCAGCCUCGUCGGGGCGUGUACCUGCAACGUCCGGGUGUCGACGCCCCCGGAGCCCAGGUACCUGGAGGUCUUAACUUCGCACCUACGACACUACCAGCUCUGCCAUCACUCCUACGUCCGGUUCCACCUGCCCAGGAGGACUUUGUGCGGAAAUGCCCAAGCUGCCUGGGUCAAGGAACUGAUGAGUUGCUUUGACCAGGGAGCCUGCGGAUCCCGGAGGACGGAGCCCGCGCAGGAGGAGCAGCGGCUGAAGAGCCAGGCGGGCCCGGCCCCGGCCCAGACCCAGGCCCCGGUAGGCGGCCGGACGACCGCCGCUCCGACCACCCUGCUCUCCACCACCGUCCGGCCCUCCUCCCCGCCUCCCGCCCCGCCGGGCAGCACCUGGUUGCCCGAGGAGACGGUCGCGUUCAACACCGCCAGCCAGGCCCGGGGGGACGGGCCGGACCCCGCCGGGCAUAAGGAAGCUGAGGCACGGGGGCUGGGCCGGGCCGUUGUGCCGGUCCUGGGCUUGCUGGGCGUCGUCUUCGUGCUCACCGCAGUUCUGGCCUACGUGGUCUGCCGCAGGCGGGGGGCCCCCCGCAAUGAGAUGCUCUACCCUCAGAGGCCAAGAGCGUAUCAUCUUCCGUACCAUCCCUGCCAGGCCCACGCCCUGGACCCGCCCUGGGAUGGGCACCCCCGGGCUGGCCCCGGGCCCCGGGCCUGGCCUGCCCCGGCCUCUGGAAACCCACCCGCGCCAGUGCCCGUCUGAGCGGCACCUGCCUCCGCUUUCCCUCCCCGAAAAAAAGCUAUUUUUAUUAACUUUGAGUGUUUGGUGUGUCCAGAAUCUGCCCCCCACGUCCACUCGUGGCACUCUCCAUCUGGCCAGGGUCGGGGGAGCCGCUUCCUGAGCCCCCCUCUGCUGCUGCCUGCUCCCUGAGGCUGCCAGCACAGACUGACGGCCGCCCGCCUGCCUUCGCUCGGUGUCUCCUCACAGCCCCCCGCCUCCAUUAAAGGCCCCACGAUGUCUCUGCAC
Tachyglossus aculeatus (Australian echidna) is the source of this 1112-nucleotide messenger RNA. RefSeq names its product C-X-C motif chemokine ligand 16 (gene CXCL16). NCBI's taxonomy places the organism in Eukaryota, Metazoa, Chordata, Mammalia, Monotremata, Tachyglossidae. The transcript has 5 exons. Gene Ontology annotation, molecular function: scavenger receptor activity; chemokine activity; low-density lipoprotein particle receptor activity. Gene Ontology annotation, cellular component: extracellular region. Gene Ontology annotation, biological process: response to type II interferon; positive regulation of cell growth; T cell chemotaxis. The coding region runs from base 33 to 848 and encodes 271 amino acids. The record is from RefSeq and is a predicted model, not a curated record.